Molecule: messenger RNA, 688 nt
Organism: Sinocyclocheilus rhinocerous
Lineage: Eukaryota; Metazoa; Chordata; Actinopteri; Cypriniformes; Cyprinidae
Product: neuroligin-4, Y-linked-like
Exons: 1
Source: RefSeq, a predicted model, not a curated record
CGAGCGUUUGUGUCCCAGAUCUGUUUCAGAAAGCGAUCAUCCAGAGUGGGACGGCUCUCUCCAGCUGGGCCGUCAACUACCAGCCGGCCAAAUACACACGCAUGCUGGCCGAGAAGGUGGGCUGCAACGAAGACGACACAGUCGAGCUGAUCAAGUGCCUCCAAAACAAAAACUACAAGGAGCUGAUCGAGCAGAACAUCACCCCCGCCAAAUACCACAUCGCCUUCGGACCCGUGAUCGACGGAGACGUCAUUCCGGAUGACCCGCAGAUCCUCAUGGAGCAGGGAGAGUUCCUCAACUACGAAAUAAUGCUAGGAGUAAACCAGGGCGAAGGCUACAAGUUCGUAGACGGGAUCUUAGACAGCGAGGAUAGAGUAACAAGCAAUGACUUCGAUUUCUCCAUAUCAGAAUUUGUCGACCAUUUGUACGGCUAUCCGGAAGGAAAGGACACCCUGCGGGAAACCAUAAAGUUUAUGUACACAGACUGGGCCGAUAGGGAAAACCCGGAAAUGCGACGAAAAACGCUGGUCGCGCUUUUCACAGAUCACCAGUGGGUGGCGCCGGCCGUUGCAACAGCGGACCUGCAUGCGCAGUACGGAUCGCCCACCUACUUUUACGCCUUUUAUCACCACUGCCAGAGCGACAUGAAGCCCGCCUGGGCCGAUUCGGCGCACGGAGACGAGCUUCC